Salvia miltiorrhiza (redroot sage) is the source of this 1662-nucleotide messenger RNA. Its product is annotated as bifunctional L-3-cyanoalanine synthase/cysteine synthase 1, mitochondrial. Gene Ontology annotation, molecular function: cysteine synthase activity. Gene Ontology annotation, cellular component: cytoplasm. Bases 354 to 1466 code for a protein of 370 amino acids. The record is from RefSeq and is a predicted model, not a curated record. NCBI's taxonomy places the organism in Eukaryota, Viridiplantae, Streptophyta, Magnoliopsida, Lamiales, Lamiaceae. The transcript has 8 exons.
CAAUCAAUUAAUCCAUCGAUUUAAUACCAAAUUUAGGAGUUAUAUCAUUUAGGAAUUAGGAUUCCAAUAAGCCUCCGAAUAGUAAAAAAUAAAUCCCCAAAAAACGAUUUACAAAUGCCCAUAAUGGAAAUUGGAAUUUGCAAUUAAAGCAUAUACAGAAUUUUUUUGUAGAAAUUGAGUGUAUAAUACAAAAAAACACAACCCACAAACCCACUUGUGAUUAUGAAGUUGGGAGCCCACAGGAUAGCCAGUGUUAUUUUUCCCAAUUAUAUAAACAUCUCUCUCUCUUUUCAAUUUCCAUAGCACCAAAAACUAGAUAAAAAAGAGAAAGAAAAAAACUGAAGCAGACAUCAAUGGCGGCUGUGAGAAGCUUGAUGAAGAGAAGAUCCAAUUUCUGUGGUUGCAAGCAGAAGCUCUUCUCCAGCGGCGCCAGCCCUUUGGAAGAUUCCCCUUCGUUUCUUCAGAGGCUGAGAGAUCUGCCUAAAGAUCUCCCCGGUACCAACAUCAAGAAAGAAGUCUCUCAGCUGAUUGGUAGAACGCCAUUGGUGUAUCUAAACAAAGUUACAGAAGGGUGUGGUGCAUAUGUGGCCGUUAAGCAAGAAAUGAUGCAGCCAACUGCAAGCAUCAAAGAUAGACCAGCAAUAGCCAUGAUGACAGAUGCUGAGGAAAAGGGUCUCAUCACCCCAGGAAAGACGACGUUGAUUGAGCCGACGUCGGGAAACAUGGGGAUCAGCCUGGCCUUCAUGGCUGCAAUGAAAGGCUACAAAAUGGUGCUAACAAUGCCAUCAUACACUAGCUUGGAAAGAAGAGUGAGUAUGAGAGCAUUUGGGGCAGAGUUGAUCCUCACUGAUCCAACUAAGGGAAUGGGAGGCACAGUGAAGAAAGCCCACCAGCUUCUGGAUUCCACCCCAGAUGCCUUCAUGCUUCAGCAGUUCAACAAUCCGGCCAACACGAAGGUGCAUUUCGAGACGACGGGCCCGGAGAUAUGGGAAGACACCAACGGGAAAGUCGACAUCUUCAUGAUGGGGAUAGGGAGCGGAGGCACCGUCUCCGGCGUAGGCCAGUAUCUAAAAUCCAAGAAUCCGGGUGUGAAGAUUUAUGGGCUCGAGCCGGAGGAGAGCCCCAUUCUCAAUGGCGGGAAGCCAGGCCCUCAUCACAUCACGGGGAAUGGAGUCGGAUUCAAACCCGACAUCUUGGAUAUGGACGUGAUGGAUGAAGUUCUAAUGGUUUCCAGUGAAGAUGCUGUCAAAAUGGCUAGAGAAUUGGCACUCAAGGAAGGGCUAUAUGUUGGGAUAUCGUCCGGUGCUAACACGGUGGCCGCCCUUCGUCUCGCUAGGAGACCCGAAAACAAGGGGAAACUCAUCGUGACAAUCCAUCCGAGCUUUGGAGAGCGAUACCUGUCGUCCGUGCUGUUCGAGGAGCUCAGGAAAGAAGCAGAAAACAUGCAGCCAGUUUCAGUUGAUUAAGGAUGAUAAUGCAUGCUUAGCAUAUGCACUUGAAAAAAAAAACAAAACAGAUGUUUGAAUGCUUCUACUUGGUUGGAGAAGCAUGUUACCUUCAUUUAAAUUAAAUGUAAUAUAAUUUCACAAAUAUGUGUAUGUCAAAACAAUUAACUACUUUAAUUGUAGCGGCAAGGUCAAUCACAUUGAGAUGAUUCAAUCU